AUGUUCUACACGACAAACCUGAUGAUGAAAAAGUGCCAAAUGUCCUUGCCGUUAGAAGAUUUGAAUUCAGACUUGCAGAAAACCCUUGAUAGUGACUCUGACAGCGGACAGGGCAGCUGUGAAACAGCCUCUCCAGGUCACUUCAGCAAGGGGAUAGCGUCUCCUGAGGACAGAGAUUCAGAGGAAGAGAUUUUUGUACGUAAAAAAGCAAAAAGCAAGAAGGUGCUUCAGGACAGUGAGAGUGAAGAUGGAGAGGAUGGUGGCUUUUCUGUGCAGCACGAUACUCCGGGUGGAGACGAGGAAAACGGAGAGGAAAAAGAGAACAUUACUGCCCAGGGGAACAAGAAAUCUCGUCGGAUUCGCCAAGGUCUGCGAGAUAGCGAUGACAGCGACACUGAUGACCGAUUGCAGAUUGAAAAUCUUGAAACAAGCAGAAAGUCUGGCUUGCCUGAGAAUGAGUUGGAAGAGGAGAGACCCCUAAAAUCUGGGAAAAAGUACAGAAAACGUAAACAGCAGAAACAUGAUUUUGAAGAAGAGACGGCAAAAAAAGCUGUAGGAAAAUCAAGAAGAAGAAAGGAGAAGGAGAGAAGAAUUGAGUCCAUUAAACAGCUGAAAAAAGAAGAGAAGCCUAGUUCUUAUGGCAAGCAGGUAGAUGGUGGUGCGAGGUAUCCUUUUAAUGACAGUGGAUGUCUUCUUGAUGACAAAGAACUUUUUGAUAAUGGCUUAGAAGAGGAAAACGAUUCCCUCCCAGAGGAUGAAGAGUCGAUAGAAUCAAUACGAGCAGCAGUGAAAAACAAAAUAAAAAAAUAUAAGAACAAAGAAUGGUUUUCUGAGGGUGAAGGCUACAAACAUGUAUUUGAUGAUGAGAAUGAGGAACCUGUAUUAAAAGAACCAAAAAGGAAGGAGCGGAAAGCUGCAAGGUUAAGUAAAGAAGCCAUUAAACAGCUACAUAGUGAGACCCAACGACUUAUUAGAGAAUCGUCUGUGUCUCUCCCAUAUCAUGUGCCUGAGACCAAAAGCAUUCAUGACUUCUUCAAGCGUAGACCUCGACCAGUAUGUCAAGGAAAUGCCAUGGCAUUGCUGAAGUCCACUAAAUACCAGCUAUCCCUAAAUGAAGAAUCUGCAGACACUCAGAACUUGAACACGGAUUGCAGUGAUGGGCGAAUCGGAGGUGAUCAAUCAGCGGCUAAUGAACCAGAAACAAGCCUUGGCAGAGAUGUUGAUACUGCUGUGAACAAACCUCUUGCUGAUGUAGGGAAGAACUUGACAGAAGACUGUGCUGAAAAGCCCAGGCAGGACAGUGAUGAUUCUCCUACAGUUAGGACUGUAACAACUGAUAAUAAUACAGGAGAACAACAGCACUCUCACUUCCUCAGCACUGAUUGUAGUCAACAAAAAGAGAAUGAAAUUCCUCUAGCAGCUGGAGGAGAUGGCCUUGAGCAAAGAGAUGAAACAGCACCAGACUUAGAAUGUGAAAAAAGCAAUCAACAAGUGGGGCCUGGAUUGGUGGCACAACCUGAAAAAGUGAGGAAGUCCAAGUUGGAUAAACUUCGUGAACUGGGAAUAGACCUGUCCAUCAAGCCAAGAAUCUGCUCUGGCAAUGAAUCCUUUAUAAACCUCGAUGAAUCUGAUUCAAAUGAAGAAUUAGAAGCCUUGAAAGCACGUUUCUUGAAGCACACUCUUCGAACGUCAAAAUCCAAAGUUGAACGGACCAUAAACAUGAACAUUAUUCGUAAGGAGACUACAUCUGAAGGAAAAGAGGAACUGAAAGCAGACGUGGUACCGGCAGUGUUAGCUGCAGAGAGCCUGGAUGAAACAGUCCACACAAAGCCAGGUGAAAAGCUACAAGCGCUGAAGGCUAAACUCCAGGAGGCCAUGAAACUCCGCAGGACUGAGGAACGCCAAAAGCGGCAAGCAUUGUUUAAACUGGAUAAUGAGGACAUGUUGGAGGAGGAGGAGGAGGAGGAGGAAGAAGACUUAACAGAUGAGUCCGAGGAAGAGGAAGAAGGCAAUCAUGAGAAUGUGGAAUUUCUGCUUGGCGAAGCAGAGGAGGAUAAUGAAGAUAUAGAAGAGAAACACGUUGAAGAUGGUGAUAAAGAAACUGACAAAGAAUCAAGUGAUGGAGAAAAGCUGGAGAAAUCUGUGCACUGUGAUUCUGUUCCCAAACCAUCUUCAACAGAGUCUACAUUGAUGCUUUUUAAGGACAGCUCCUCCAAAAUGGGAUAUUCUCUUCCUGAUGAGAAACUUGAAAUGGAAGAAGCUGCAGACAAAGGACCUACCAAAUUAGAGGACGAUGAUUCAUUUUCUCUACCAACACUAGCAAAAGAGAAUAGCCAUAACAGCAGCUUUGAGUUGAUCGGCUCCAUGAUUCCAUCCUAUCAGCCCUGCAACAAACAGAUGUCACGUGGAGGGAACUUUUUAUCUGUGGCAGGAGGUUUCAGGUCACCUUCCCCAGGUUUUUUCAAAACAAGCUUCAUCAGCUCUGCUUCCAAGAGUUCAGGAAAGACAUCUGAGCCCUCUCUUCCCAUAGAAGAUUCCCAGGACCUGUAUAAUGCCUCUCCUGAGCCUAAGAGUUUAUUUCCAGGGGCUGGGGAGUCACAGUUUCAAUUUUCUCUGGAAGAUGACACUCAGAGCCAGCUGCUUGACGCAGAUGGGUUCUUGAAUGUUGGACAACACAGGAAUAAAUACCAGUCCUCAAAGCAUCAGCUGACUCUGGCUAGUAUGGAUGAGAAUGCAAUGGAUGCCAAUAUGGAUGAAUUACUGGACUUGUGUUCUGGACAGUUUAGCAGUCAAGCUGAACACGUGCCAAAUGCUAGCAGCAACAAAAAGCAGAACAUGGAAGAAUUGCUCAAUCUUUGCUCAGGAAAAUUCGUGUCUCAGAGUUCUCCAACAUGGGCAUCUUCAGUAUCUUCCAAGGCAGAAAAAGACAGUGACAUAGAAGAUCCAAUGGCAGAAGCUCUAGCACUUUGUUCAGGCUCCUUUCCCACAGACAGGGAAGAGGAAGAUGAGGAGGAGCAAGAAGAACUUGGUGAUUUUCAGCUUUUAACAGACGACAAUGCCUUUGAUAGUGAAGAGGAUGAAAAAAGUGGAGACAGUGAUCCUGAAGAAGCAGAAAUUAGCGAUGAAGAAGAAGAACUGCUCAGACAUAGACAGGGCUUGAAGAAAAAACUAAAACUGCAGGAUUUCAUGGAAGAUGAGGCAGAGCUUUCAGGGAGUGAUGUGGGAAGCGAGGAUGAAUAUGAUGGUGAAGACCUGAACGAAUAUGAAGAAGAGAUUAUUGAUGAGGAACUCCCUAAUGAAGUGGAAUUAGGAAAUCAAAUACAGAAAUUACACAUGAAGGUAAUGCUUGAUGAUGACAAGCGUCAGUUACGCUUGUACCAGGAGAGAUACCUCAUUGAUGGUGACCUGCAUAGUGAUGGCCCUGGCAGAAUGAGGAGAUUCAGAUGGAAAAACAUAGAUUAUGCUUCACAGAUUGACUUGUUUCAGAGAGAUUCAGAUAAUGAUGAUGAUGAAAAUGAACAGUUUGAGACAGAAGUGAAAUGGAGGAAGGAGCGAUUUGAACGAGAACAGUGGCUUCGUGAGCAGAAGGAAAAGAAUAAAGAGCAGGAGGAGGAGGAGGAGGAAAUCGGUGAAGACAGCCAGUUCAUGAAACUAGCAAAAAAAGUAACUGCUAAGUCCCUACAGAAGAAAGCAAGCCCAGCAGUAGUGGUACAAGACACAACACUAUUACCCAGGAACCCGUUUGAAACAUUCAGACCUGCCAGUGACAUCCAGAUAAAAAAUGGGUCUCUCUUGAACAGACCUAAAGGUGUCCUUCAGAAACUAGCAGCAAUGUCAGAUCUUAAUCCAAACGCACCUCGAAAUUCAAGGAAUUUUGUCUUUCAUACGCUUUCCCCAGACAAGAGUGCAGAGGCAAAGGAGAAAUCAAAACUUCAGGUGAAGAAAAGAGGUCCUACUGCAGCAAUAACAUCUCUGGCCAAACGGCCCAGGGUAGAGAGCACAGAGGAAACGAGUCAAAGCCGAAGCAUAUUCCAGUACUUGGAGAGCUGAAUAUUUGUGUUUAGGGCCAGAGGUUGUAUCUCAUCUCUUUGGCAGUUGCGGUUUGGUUUGCAAAUCUGCCAGCAAUCAUCAGGAAGGUAAACACAUUGCUAUACAUUCUCGUGCUGCCAUUUAAUUCACAAGUUCCAGUAAUUUCCAGGCAAUGGUCUUGUUUAUUCCCCUUUGUUUUUUCUCAGUGCUCCGUGGCAACUGAGAGCGCAAAAUCCAUGCUUGGUCUGGAAUGAAAUAGUAACUUGGUCUUUUCCCAAGCAUUAAGGAAAUUUACACUACUGUAGAACUGUCCUCACACAGUCUCACGUGUUUCAAUGAUAUCAGAUUCCUCUGAAAAUACCAUUUAUGUGACAGGUAUGACACAGAAAUGCUGCAGUUAGCUUAAAGCACAGAUGAAGGAGGUAUUUCUGCAGUUUUGGGUAAGAAGAAAGCA
Pygoscelis adeliae (Adelie penguin) is the source of this 4483-nucleotide messenger RNA. RefSeq names its product claspin (gene CLSPN). Lineage: Eukaryota; Metazoa; Chordata; Aves; Sphenisciformes; Spheniscidae. Gene Ontology annotation, molecular function: anaphase-promoting complex binding. Gene Ontology annotation, biological process: mitotic G2 DNA damage checkpoint signaling; activation of protein kinase activity; mitotic DNA replication checkpoint signaling. The record is from RefSeq and is a predicted model, not a curated record. The transcript has 25 exons. Bases 1 to 4050 code for a protein of 1349 amino acids.